Penicillium argentinense is the source of this 1797-nucleotide messenger RNA. Its product is annotated as Zn(II)2Cys6 transcription factor. Gene Ontology annotation, biological process: positive regulation of transcription by RNA polymerase II. The record is from RefSeq and is a predicted model, not a curated record. Lineage: Eukaryota; Fungi; Ascomycota; Eurotiomycetes; Eurotiales; Aspergillaceae. Gene Ontology annotation, cellular component: nucleus. Bases 1 to 1797 code for a protein of 598 amino acids. The transcript is spliced from 3 exons. Gene Ontology annotation, molecular function: DNA-binding transcription factor activity, RNA polymerase II-specific; transcription cis-regulatory region binding; zinc ion binding.
AUGACGACCUACGCUGAUACUGGCUGGAUUCAGCCUGUGGAUGUUUCCGGAUCGAUCCCCGCGAAGAAACGCCGGAACCGUCAGUCUGGCACCGCAUGGACUCGCUCGGGUUGUAUCACUUGCAAAAGGCGUCGUAAAGGUUGCGACAAGGCCAAGCCGAGCUGCAAUAAUUGUGUCAAACAAGGCCGGACAUGCGAGGGCUAUGGAGAUCUCUGGGUACAGCCGUUGGGCCCGUCUGCGCUAGUCUUCAAACAACCGCAGCCAGACGGAUCGAAGCGACGACGACUGAGCAUUGCGACCCCAACACAGUUACUGUCACCAGCACCAUCACCGGGCUCUGAAUCACGGUUUCAGGUACAGCCAUCGCCUAGCGUCGUCUCUCCAAGCUUGUCAGCGCUAUCUUCGCCACGACGGCAAAUCAUCGACCUCGAAGAUGAAGACUCGAUUCGUGAUCAGGGCGUAGAUAGCCCCAAGCCUGCUUCUACUUUCACGCAGUUGGAUAUAUUAGCAGACAUUCCACCAUCGCACAGCUUCAUCAGUCACCUUGGCGAUAGCGAAACGCACUAUCUACAAUACCACGUGGAGCAUGGCUCUCGACUCUUGGCCAAUCUUGAAAGUGCCGAUAAUCCCCUACGAUCCUUGCUCAUUCCUCGAGCAAUCGCCUCCCCUAUCUUAAUGAAGGCGGUUUGUGCCGUAUCCGCCCUCCAUCUCGCAAACCGCUCAGCGGGUGCUAGCGCACAAACUGCGGCUGCUACCUUCUACGGCCGAACCCUCAGCGGAAUUCGAGCCGCAAUUGCCGAUAGCUCCACAGAUACUUUGUCUGACGAUGACAUGCUGGCCGUGGGUCUAUUGUGUAAAUACGAGGUUGUUCGUGGAAGUGUUAAGCAGUGGGUGGUUCACCUCAAUGCCCUACAGCGGCUGAUCGCUUCUCGCGGCGGACUGGCUGCGAUGGACCCAGACGCUGCCGGGUUUCUGCGAGGACUGUAUGUAUAUGCAUAUAAUAUGGCUCGGAUCAGCAAUCGCAAGCGCAUCACCUCCAGCGAGAACUUUUCUACAGAUACGCAUCUCGGCCCUCCCAGAUUGGACAUAUAUAUUGGAUAUACAGAAGACAUCUUGACUCUUUGCGCACGUAUUGCCGAGCUUCCAUCUUUACAAGAUGACAGCGUCUCUCUUCGACUGGCAAUUGCUUCUAUGUACGUGACUCUGAACUAUAAUAAUGAAACGUCAACUAACAAACAAUCCUUCCCUCCCAGAAAUGACUCCCUUCUCACCUGGUCCCACACAAACACCAACUACAUAAUUCCCCAAGGUCUCACAUCCGCUACUCUCAACCGCCUCCAACUUGUCGCAGAAUGCUUCCGCGACGCCGCAUUCAUCUACCUCCACUCAAUCCUCGAACGAAUGGCAAUGCAACCCACACCCACGAAAGACACAUUCGACCCCGAUGAAUGGACCUCUCUAAUUUCAAUUCCCAAAUCCACCGCCGUUGACCGAUGCCUUCUACGCAUCGAAUCCUUUCACCUGGAUGACCAUUGCGAAUACUCGGCACUUACAUUCCCCCUCUUCAUCUCCGGCUGCGAAAGCCACGACUUCGAGCACCGUGACCUCGUCGUGGAGUCACUCAGCAAGCUACAAAGCAACUUUGGCAUCGGGAAUACCAAGCGCGCAAAAGAUGUGUUGAAGCUCUUAUGGGCGCGAAGAGAUGCCUAUAACGAAGAUCCCUUCACCACAGGCGUCGAGAAGGUACAUUGGUUUGACGUUCUCGAAGAGUUGCAGUGGGAUCUGACCCUUGCAUAA